AUGAUAGAAGUGCUGGUCAACGACAGACUUGGCAAGAAGGUCAAGGUCAAGUGCUUGGAAUCUGACACCAUUGGCGACUUGAAAAAGAUGCUUUCGUUGCAGUUGGGCACCUCCUACGACAAGCUCAUCUUGAAGAAGGGGUACUCGGUCUACAAGGACCACAUCAGCUUGGACGACUACGAGAUCCACGACGGGUUCAACUUCGAGUUGUACUACGGGUAG
This is a messenger RNA of Suhomyces tanzawaensis NRRL Y-17324, 222 nucleotides long. Its product is annotated as ubiquitin-like protein. The transcript has a single exon. Gene Ontology annotation, molecular function: protein tag activity. Lineage: Eukaryota; Fungi; Ascomycota; Pichiomycetes; Serinales; Debaryomycetaceae. Gene Ontology annotation, cellular component: nucleus; cytoplasm. The record is from RefSeq and is a predicted model, not a curated record. Bases 1 to 222 code for a protein of 73 amino acids. Gene Ontology annotation, biological process: protein modification process; mRNA splicing, via spliceosome.